This is a messenger RNA of Siniperca chuatsi (mandarin fish), 859 nucleotides long. RefSeq names its product mitochondrial ribosomal protein L55 (gene mrpl55). Gene Ontology annotation, biological process: translation. The record is from RefSeq and is a predicted model, not a curated record. The transcript has 3 exons. Gene Ontology annotation, cellular component: mitochondrial large ribosomal subunit. The coding region runs from base 118 to 552 and encodes 144 amino acids. Gene Ontology annotation, molecular function: structural constituent of ribosome. NCBI's taxonomy places the organism in Eukaryota, Metazoa, Chordata, Actinopteri, Centrarchiformes, Sinipercidae.
AAACUUUACGACGAAGAAGAAGAAGUUUGACCUUCUAGUUCAAAUACUUCCUGUCAGGGCAUGUUACUGCACUCGGCUGCUUUCAGACGUUUAACAGACAAGUCUUGAUUCACAAACAUGUUUUUAACGAAGCUUUGUACUCCACAGAGUCUGUUAUCAUGGUGUGUUUGCCCUGUGUUCACCCGUACAGGUUACCUGUCAGUGUUACCACUUCGUGUACACGCUGCGAGGGUCGGCCAGGCUUCACUGCUCCACACUCAAAAUCCUCAGCUCAACUCCAACAGGACGUCAGUGGUGCGCUGUGCUCGGCAGAGAUAUGAGAGACUGUACCCUGUGAUCCUGGUCCGGCCUAAUGGAUCUACAGUAAACAUCAGAUACAAAGAACCCAGACGCAUCCUCAUGAUGCCAGUCAAUCUGUCCACUCUGUCUGAAGAAGAACGUCGAGCUCGACAGAAAAAGAGAGAGGUGAAGAAGCCGAAAAAACAGACCACCGUCCACUAUGAAGAUGACUUCAAAGCUGACAAAUACAGCCACUUCUGGAAGAAGAAAUAAUGUCUUUUUUUAUGUGAAUGUAAAGCAUGACUGGGGCAGCAUCCCUAAAAAUCAGACUCUCACUUGAAGCUUUCAUUUGACCAUAUACAGUAUGUAUAGAUUGGAUCAUUUUCAUGCAAAAAAGUCAUUCCUCCAAAAGAUUCAAUUGUUGAACACUGAAACCCAGACUAAUGACAUUUUUAUGGCAGGAUGACAGAACACCAUGUGUAGCAGUUGGAGCUCUGCUGCUGAAUUAUACUUUGGCUCUGGGGUUACUUUCCUUAAAGUGUAACAAAAUCUUAAGUUAAUAAAUUGUUUUAAAGCUGUG